Molecule: messenger RNA, 552 nt
Organism: Paramecium sonneborni
Lineage: Eukaryota; Ciliophora; Oligohymenophorea; Peniculida; Parameciidae
Source: the annotation of a GenBank genome assembly
AUGUAGUAAUAUCUCAAACCAGCAAGGUCAUUGCAUUUUCAAUUGAAAAAAGAAGAAAUCAAAUUAAAUUCCAAUAAAUAAGACCCUCAAAUAGAUCCAGCUAGUUUUUUAAACAACUUUGAUGCAUUACCUGAUUAGAAUUAAAGGUUCAAAUCCGAAAGCAUUUUUCUUGUAACCAAAUAGACAGAUUAAAAAAAAGAAAUGCAAAAAACUCAACAUACUAAAUUUUUAGUGCUUCCAAAAAUUGAUUCCAAGUUCAUUCGUGAAUCUGCUGUUGAAGAUGUGUACUUCCUUCCUGAAACGAAAUAAAAGUAUCAACAACCAAAUAGAUUAAUUCACUCCAAUACAAUUCUCUAACCUUUAAUUGAUAGGCCUAGCAAAUCAUCCAAGGAUCUUGAUUAAAUCUAGGGCAAAAAAAAAAAAGUUGAAUUCAAUACUGCCUUAGAAAUAGUAGACUUUUAAGGAAGAGUUAGUACUGAAAUUAUCAACCCUGGAUAACAAAUCAUUACCAGAUAGAAAAGAUUUUCAAGACUCAAAACACUUGAAUGUUGA